Saccostrea cuccullata (small rock oyster) is the source of this 2613-nucleotide messenger RNA. Its product is annotated as tachykinin-like peptides receptor 99D. Gene Ontology annotation, cellular component: plasma membrane. Gene Ontology annotation, biological process: G protein-coupled receptor signaling pathway. Lineage: Eukaryota; Metazoa; Mollusca; Bivalvia; Ostreida; Ostreidae. The coding region runs from base 567 to 1721 and encodes 384 amino acids. The record is from RefSeq and is a predicted model, not a curated record. Gene Ontology annotation, molecular function: tachykinin receptor activity. The transcript has 5 exons.
CCAUGUGAUUCAUAGGAAUUAUCUUAUCCUAUUUCAGUUUCAAGAAGGUUAAAAGAUGGCAAUUUAUUUCCAAAGGUAUAUUAAACACGAGCACAUAUAUCUGACAAAUAUGUGUAAAUACCGUACAUAUUUCCGAAAUAAAUUGUCCUUAUGGUGACGGGCUGCACUCUGUGUUGUAAAUCACACGGCUUCUAUUGGAAUUUACGUGAGUUUUCCUUUCUGAUUUCUAUAGAUCGCUAGGGCUGGUUUUAUAGACACUCGACUUGCGCGCAGGGUCAGCAUCAGAAACCUCAGCCAAUGAAAGGAAUGGAGCAGCUCAUUCAUAGAAAGACACGGACGUGCCGAGGUUUACAGCUAUCUUUGCAGAGGGUGAUUUAACACAUGUAACCUGUUGAGAUUUAAUCCUAGUCAACUCCUUUGAAGAUGCCUUCCUCUUUCCUCUCUUAUAUUGCAUUUGAACAAAUAUUUCUUUAUUCUUGGCAGUUCAAAAUAUCACACUGUUGCGUGAAAAAGUGAAAAAAGUAUCUUUUGUAAUUUCAUAAAAUUUUGGAAAUUAUAAUUACAAAAUGGAGAAGAACAAUUCUACGGUGGCUGGACACGACGAUUUUACUUUGAUGCCGGUGUGGCAACAGGUGGUGUUUAUCACGGCGUAUGUGGUUAUGAUUGUGGUGGCGGCCGGUGGCAACCUUGCCGUCAUUUGGAUUGUGAUGGCCCACAAGCGGAUGCGGACCUUUACUAACUACUUCCUGGUUAAUUUGGCGGUGGCCGACACCUUGAUUUCUCUGUUUAACACGGCUUUUGUAUCCAUCUUUCUGAUUUACCAGGAUUGGUGGUACGGAGAAGCCUACUGUAAAUUCAGUAACUUUAUUAACAUCUGUACCCUUUCCGCUAGUGUCCUGACGCUUAUGUCUAUAGCUAUCGAUAGGUACCUCGCCAUCAUCCACCCGCUGCGGCCCCGGCUGACGGUACGUGUGGUCCUGGCGAUAGCUGUGAUCUGGCUGGUUUCCAUAGUCCUGGCCAUUCCUAAUCUUAUAUAUGGCAAGACCAUGUUGGUACAAGGCAGGGUCAUCUGUUUAUUGAUUUGGCCCGACUUUACGAUGGAGAGUCCUUCCAUGUUAGACUUCGGAUAUAAUGUCCUUAUUAUGAUAGUGACGUAUGUACUUCCGCUGGUGACGUUAACAGUGACGUAUGCCCGAGUGGGGAUGGAGCUUUGGGGGAGUAGAGCCAUUGGGGAAAACACACCUGUCCAAUACGAGAGGAUUCGCUCAAAAAGACGAGUGGUAAAAAUGAUGAUCGUAGUGGUGGUGACGUUCGCCGUUUGCUGGUUGCCCUACCACAUCUACUUCCUCCUCCAAUCUACCACAGACAUAAUCAACUGGGAGCACAUACUACACGUGUAUAAUGUGAUUUACUGGCUCGCUAUGAGCAACUCCAUGUAUAACCCUAUCAUUUACUGCUGGAUGAAUUCUAGGUUCAGACAUGGUUUUGUCAAACUCUUUUGUUGCUGUCCCUGCGGAUCGUGCGCCAAGUUUAAGGACAGAUCUAAACCUGGUAUGCUUCCUGUCACAUUAUUAAGAAAUAGCUCUAAUACUUACGCAUUGACAGAAAAACACCACGGAAACGGUUGUACCAUUUACACUACCACUGAGUCAGUAGACGACGCCAGUUCGUCACCUGUUAUUCACAAGAAGGGGCGGAGACAUAGUGCUGAAUAUUUAUGAGCAUGGGUCGAAUGGUGUUCACCAAAUCCAUUUAUUCAUUGUUUGUUCUGUGUACAGGACUCUAUAUGUAUACAAUCUACUAUCAGAACGGAUAUUUCCAUGCCAUUUUUUUUGACACGGUUAUGAAUGAAAAUAAAAAUCUGUCUUCUAAUACUCGCAGAUUUCAAGACAUGGCGUUUUACGAGUUCUUGUAAGAAUGAUUACAAUCUGGUACCAUUCACAAGUUAAUCCACCCCGCUGUAGACUGUGGUGUAACCAUAGGUCAGUUCUAACUGUAUAAAAGUCUGUCAGUGUUGGUAUGUCAAAGCACUAUGUAUAGUUACUGCUAAUCUGAAGUAUUGAAGUCACAAUGUGAUCGUGAGCUUCAACAACAAAAACGUGUACUGCAAUGUCGUAUGACUAUAUGGUGAAAAUUAAGUGAUUCAAAAUGCUUACUUUAACCCGUGAUAUUCACUGUUAAUAGCUUUUUGUAUCAAAAUGCUUUUGCACGACUAACCCGAUCAUAUAUUGUUUAGGGCGUUACAUUUCUUAUCAUUCCAUUAUUUUGCUUUUUUGUUGACCCUUUAAUGUACUUUCUAACAGCCUACUAGAACUUACUGAUUGUGCACAGUGUUUUGUACAUAUGGUGUGUUCCUGUUUUAAAUGUAUGGUACCAAACUCUAUCAACUGUCAACUGCUUUCACUAAGAACAUUAAUGUAUAAUUGUUGUCAAGAUAUACUUUAUUUAUUUGCCAAUUGAUUUGGGGGCAAGGGUUAUUGAAAUUACACCAAUGAUUACGUAAUGUAUUAAUCACCCUUUCACUCACGUCAUGCGAUAAUGUGUGAUAUAUUUGUUGAAUUUUAUGCUUAUUCUGAAUCAUGAAUUAAACUGAAAUUAAAUCAAAAUAUGUUA